Molecule: messenger RNA, 2918 nt
Organism: Mercenaria mercenaria
Lineage: Eukaryota; Metazoa; Mollusca; Bivalvia; Venerida; Veneridae
Product: transmembrane protein 242-like
Exons: 4
Coding region: 121-612 (163 amino acids)
Source: RefSeq, a predicted model, not a curated record
ACAGAAUUUGUUUCAUUAUAAAAAUGUGACAGUAGUUCUAAAUGAUUUCAAAUAAAAAAAUAUAUGAUAAAUUGAGAAAAUAUAGGGCCCGGCAUGCUGACCUUGACCUUGUAAACAAAGAUGGCAGCUCCCAUGGGUGAGGAAACCGAGAAGAAUGAAACACCAAAUACAUCAACUGCUUUAAAAGAAAUAAAAGCUGUUUCAAGUCCAGAUAAAAGAAAUGCGUUAUUGUUUGGAGCAGCCAGUCUUUCAGUCCUGUUUGGGUUUGGUGUGUCAUUGUACAAUGCUAGAAGACGAGAUCCACUAUUUUUUAAGAAGAUGAAGUCUGAUGAUGUUGCUCCAGAGACAGGUACAAAACUGGCAUCGAAAGCAUUAGCAGUGGCAACUAUAUUGUCUGUAUCAUCGUUUGGUCUCAUGGUUAUUGGUUUCUUCAAACUACUUGGUGUAAAUGAUUUUCACGAGUUCCAUUCCAAAAUGAGAGAGUAUUUUCCAAAGAAAGAGACAAAAGGAAGAGUUCAUUUUAAAGACCUUCGAGAACUGGCUGAUUACUUAAUAAGUGAAGACAGGAAAGCUGAAUUAGCAAAAAACAAGUCUGCAAAAGACCAGUCCUGAUGAUGAUCUAUAUGUAGCUUGAGUUUUAAUUCUACAAAUUAAACUGCCAUGUGUGUGUGACUGGCAGGGGAAAGGCGUUUACCAGGAAAGUCAUUCACACCUGGAGAUGAAUAUUCCUUGGUGCGUGGUCAGUGGUAUUAUACACCCUGAUUAACAAUAGUGACAGUGCUACAUUACACAUAGUAAAAAUACAAUGGGCAGUAUGAGAAUACACAUUGUUAAUGUAUUUCUCAUAGCAUAACUUCAAAUUGCUAACAAAACUUACAGCUCUUUAUUUGUACAGGUAGAAAAAUGAAUUAAUGUUAACAUGGUUAAUGAAAGAAAUCAGUUCAACCCUAUCCCUCCUGAAGUAUUGGGAGAUAUUAUUGACUUUGUAGUUUAUAGUAUUUAGUUUUGCUCAGUUAUGUUGACUCAAGUCUGCAUCUGGAGAAAACAGUGUUCUGAUGUCAUAUGAAAAGAUGUUGUCAUCACACAAUUGGGUCUCCACUAACAACCAAUACACACCUUUGAUUUCUUAUCAAUAACUGAACAAAUCUAUGGUAGACAGUACUCAUCCUUCAUACACUAAUAUAAAAUGACAGUACAUACACUCUGAAACUGUGAAAUACUUUGGCCUACUACCUGUUUUUACAGAAUGAUUUUUCAUGGUCUGUAGAUUACCGCUUUUGUUAUAGGAGUCUUUUUAAGUCAAAGUCACAGAAAAGUCGAAACUAUUGAUAAUUGCAGAAUGCUUUGGUCCUAUCCAUCAAACUUCAUAGAAUGGUUGCAUUAUUGUCAACAGAUGACACCUACUAGCUGAGAGUCAGAAGGUUGUAAGUCAGCCUGCCAGCUUAGCUCUGUAGGAAGAGCACAGAUCUGCCGGACCAAGGAGCCUUGAGUUUUAUCCCAAGGUAACAUGACAAUUUGAUAAAACACAUUGUGUCUGAAGUCAUUUCGUCCUCCAUCUCCGACACAUGUGGAUAAGUUGGCAGUUCCUUGCAGAGAACAGGUUAGUAUGAAUCCUGAAAAAAAACUGGUAAUGUUAACUGCCCACCAUCACAUAACUAUGGAAAAACAGCAUUAACCCAAAACAGUCUAAGGUCAAAAGCCUAGGUCACUGUGACCUCGAGAUUUGAGAAGAUUCAUAUCAAUAACUAGCAUAGAUUUUGGCCUGCCGCAGUCAGAUUUCACAGAAUGUUUGAUUUUGUUCAGAAUAUGAACCCUAUUUUGGGAGGUCAAGGUCAUGGUUACCUCCAGACUGAAAAUGGUUACCGAUCCUCCUUAAGAAGGAAAUACUUGAGGAUAUGACUGUUUUAACAUUAUAGAAUGAAUGCCUGUGGUCAUCGUCUUGGGUGUCAUUAGGUCAAAAACCAAGCUAACAUUGCUAAGGGCUGAAAACAAGUCAUCUAAAACAUAAGUCAAACUUUAUAACAUAAUUGCAUGGGGCAGACAUCUCCUUGUGUUUAAGUCAGUAACUAAAGGUCAAACUCACAAUGACAUUGAUACAGAACAUGGUUUGGUAUCAAUAACUUUCGAACAUACAGUUGACUGUCUGAUGGCAGGAGACAACCCACAUUGUGUUCAGUGUGUCAAAGGUCAAGGUUGACAUGAGAAUGAAAAUAAGUGUAAACCUUUGGAUCUAAGGCCUACAGACUUCAUAGUUUAAUAUUAACUGAAAGUGUUUACACGCAUAGCAAUGAAAUUUCAUAAAGAUAUUUUGUAGUCAUUAAAUGCCUUCUGUUUUUUUUUUGUUCACAAGACCAGGUCACCAAAUCCUUGAGACUGAAAAUAAUAUAACUAUAAUAAGUUAUCUUUUUGAGCAUAUGAGCCGUGCCAUGAGAAAACCAACAUAGUGGCAAAGCCUAUUGGAAUUAGAGAAACUGUUAGUGAACAGCAUGGAUCCUGACCAGACUGCGCGGAUGCGCAGGCUGGUCUGGAUCCAUGUUGGUCGCAAACCCACUAUGUUGCUUUUCUCAUGGCGCGGCUCAUAUGUGUUUUACAAACAGCUCUUGUUUCAAGACAGAUCAGUUGAAAGCCUAAGUUACUAGUAGUAUUUCAUAAGAUGUGAUGUAAAGUGAUGUUGAAUACAAUAUACUUUUAAUGUCAGAUUGUGCAACCUUUCAGUUCAGUGUUCCCCUGAUCCUGUAGAGGGAAAGUUAAACUGUGUUGUUGCACUGAAACAAAUCAGCAGAAUACUUCAGCGAGUUACUUUCUUUGCUAACAUGUUGUAUUCCAUGUCUUGAUAAUUUCCUUAUUAUGAUAGAAAAUAUAUAAUAGUAAUUAAUUGAAAAAUGUCUGUGAUAAAGAAUAUUAAAAUUUGUAUAAGA